This is a messenger RNA of Kwoniella botswanensis, 1725 nucleotides long. RefSeq lists its product as uncharacterized. The transcript has 12 exons. NCBI's taxonomy places the organism in Eukaryota, Fungi, Basidiomycota, Tremellomycetes, Tremellales, Cryptococcaceae. Gene Ontology annotation, biological process: transmembrane transport; monoatomic cation transport. Bases 1 to 1725 code for a protein of 574 amino acids. Gene Ontology annotation, molecular function: monoatomic cation transmembrane transporter activity. Gene Ontology annotation, cellular component: membrane. The record is from RefSeq and is a predicted model, not a curated record.
AUGUCCUCGUCUUCCCCAACCACCAAGAUGCUUCUCAACGGAGAAUACUUCCCUCAACAACCAGCACCACCCCAUCAACACCGAAGCUAUUCCACCUUUUCAGAUGCAGUCGGACAGUCCAAUGGUCAUGCAAAUGGUAGCUCCGAGGGAGGUUAUUUCGAUCUAUCACCAGGUGAAUCAACUUCCAGACAAAGUAUCUCAAGACCUUUCCCCCCUAGACGCGGGAAGGGAAUGACGAUGGAGGAAGUUCAUGCUGGAGGGAUUAUAUCGGAGGAAGAAAGGUCUGUGUUAGAAUUUGAGGAGAUACCGAAGGAUGAGAAAGAAAUCAAGAGACUACCUAAAAAGCUGAGGCCAUAUUACGAACAUCUGGCAUUGAUAUAUUCGCAUUAUCAAGAAGUCGAUUCACUCCUUUCCGGUUCACUCCCUCACGAUAUAGCCAUAUCAUUCUCACCUCAACGUAGCUAUCUACAGAGAAUAGGAGAUUUAGAAGAAGAAGUUGCGACUCCUCCUGGACAGAUGGGGGGGAGGGGGAGUGCGUGGAAAAUCAAAAGGAGUAGAAUGAUCGACCAAGAUCAGGAACAGGAUGAGAAUGAAAGUACCGGUUUAUUGGGUUUGGGAGGGAACGGAAAAGGGAAUGGGAGUAGUAAAGAGGAAAGCAGAGAGAAUUUGGCGAAAUUAGCUUUGAAUGUCAAUACAAUCGUAAAUAUCCUACUGGUAGGAGCAAAAGCGAUAGCUGUACUUUACUCCUACUCAAUAUCCUUGACUGCGUCCUUGGUGGACUCUGCUCUGGACUUGUUAAGUACUUUGAUUAUUCUGGGGACAAGCUGGGCUAUAGGGGUUAAAUCUGAUAGGCACAAGUAUCCUGCUGGAAAAAGGCGGUUUGAACCUUUGGGAGUACUCAUCUUCUCAGUAGCGAUGAUAGCAUCCUUCGUACAAGUGUUCAUCGAAUCCUUUCAAAGAGCUAUGAAACCUUCUGAAGAAGCUCCAGUAGAUCUGAGCUGGCUGGGUAUAGGGGUCAUGUUAGCUACCAUAGGAAUCAAGUUUGUCUUGUGGAUAUGGUGUUCCCGUAUACCUUCUUCAGGCGUACAGGCUCUAGCUCAAGACGCAGAGAAUGAUGUGUUUUUCAAUAUGAUGUCUCUGGCUUUUCCCUGGAUAGGUACAUUCUUCAAGUGGAGAUUGCUCGAUCCAAUCAGAGGUAUGGUCCUAUCAACGUAUAUCAUUGUGGAGUGGAUCAAAACACUACUGCAGAAUUUCGCGAAUUUGUCCGGGAAAUCAGCAUCUAGAGAUCAAGUUACAAGAGUAUUAUAUCUGGUAUCGAGGUUUAAUCCUGUUUUGGAAAUCGCUGAUGUGGAAUGUUAUCAUAUUGGAGACGAUUUAAUCGUUGAGAUAGAUGUGAUUCUACCGAGAUCGAGUUCAUUGCAUUUUGCUCAUGAUGUCGGAGAGACUAUACAUCUCGAUGGAGUGAUAAGAGCUUAUGUACAUUGCGAUUACUCUUCACAAAAUCCACUCCAACACACCUCUCGUCCCGCUCCAUUACCAGCUUCCAACCUUCGUCCAUCAUCCACAACGUCCAGUUCCAGCUCCGGAACACCUACACCCCGUCCUACGAAUCACAUGCUGAGUGCGAUCCAGGAAGGAGCAGUAAGGGGUGGAGGAGCCAAUCUGAUGAAUAGAGGUGGUCAAGGUGGAGUACCGGUUGAAUCGCCCGGAGAGAUAGAGGUAUGA